CCUUGGUAUAAUAGAGCACACGACUAUAAUUUGGCAAAUGAUAUAUGUAUCGGUUUAAGACCUGCAAUCCCAGAUGAUACACCAAAAUUUUAUGCAGAUUUAAUGGAACAAUGUUGGGAUGAUGAACCAGAAAACCGUCCGACAGCAUCAUAUUUAAAUGAAAAAUUAGGUGAAUGGAUUACUUUAAUUUGCGACGAUCCGAGUCCUUCUCAAAUUUCAGAUGAAAGUUCUGUUGCUGAAGAGAAAAGGUGGAAGAUGAUUUCACAAUUGUCUAAAAAAUAUAGUCAUCCAGAGAAGCAUCCCGAUGCAUACUAUACAAGUAGGCCGAAAUGCCAUUCCAAUUACAAUGUACAUUAGACUAUGUAAGUUGCGCUAUUUUUUUCCCAGUCUUUCGAUCGUAUAUCACUAUCAAAAGCAAAAACUCAGAAUUUAUACUGAAAAUUCGGAUAGAAAUUUAUGAAUAUUUUUAAGCAUUUUAACGGUUUAUAAAUUAUGCUAAUUUUUAUUAUGUACCAAAUUACGAUUAUAUGAUUAUCUUUUUCAAUUUAUUAUUUUUAUUUUAUCUUAUU
Molecule: messenger RNA, 569 nt
Organism: Rhizophagus irregularis DAOM 181602=DAOM 197198
Lineage: Eukaryota; Fungi; Glomeromycota; Glomeromycetes; Glomerales; Glomeraceae
Source: RefSeq, a predicted model, not a curated record